UCGCGCAUGCUCAGUAGCAGCUGUUUUGUAUACAUAACAGUGCCCUUGCCUGUGAUAGCCGAGGACUGCUUCACGUACUGGACUCAAUAAACAGCUUAACUUACCUUCCCAGGUAAAUUAUGUCUGUGAAACACGCCAUUAGCCGGGGGCUCGAGUUGGGCCGGUCGGUCUUUCAGCUGGGUCUCCUCAAAUCGGGUGGCCGAGUCGCAGCAAAGCUCCGAGCUGACCGUUUCCGUGUGGGCCCGUCGGUCCGCACCGUUCAGCCUCAGACUUUCCUGCCGUCUCGGUACCGCUAUUACCGCACCUCUCUGAACGGCCUGGCAGCCCAGCUUCAGUCCGCCGGCUUCCGGAGAAGGUUUGGCGGUGGGUCCCCGCGAAACAGGGCCGUGUUUUUGGCUUUCGGUCUCGGUGUGGGACUCAUCGAACAACAGCUGGAAGAUGACAGAAAGAGUGCGGCGACAUGUGAGGAGAUCCAGGCAGUGUUUAGGAAGAAACGAUUUCAGAGCCCCCUCAAGCCAUUCACCUCUGGAUAUAAACUGGAGGACUAUCUUAUUGGGAAUCCAAUUGGGAAAGGCUCCAAUGCUGCUGUGUACGAGGCGGCAGCUCGGUUUGCCCCUCAGAAGGAGAGUAACAGUGAGUGCUCCCCGGUGCAGCUGAGAGAAGAAGAAGAGGAACGGGAGACUGCUCGAUCUCUGACAUGCUGCUCGCUAAGAAACUUCCCUAUGGCUAUCAAGAUGAUGUGGAACUUUGGGGCAGGGUCGUCAAGCGAAGCAAUAUUAAAAUCCAUGUCACAGGAGCUGGUUCCUGUUGGCCCCCUGGCCUUAAAGCAGGAAAAGGAAGCAAUCACCCUGGAUGGGCAUUUUGGAGUCCUGCCCAAAAGACUGUCAGCACACCCUAAUGUGAUCAGAGUGUACCGGGCUUUCACAGCAGAUGUCCCAUUGCUACCAGGUGCCCAAGAAGAGUAUCCAGAUGUGCUGCCAGCCAGGCUUAACCCUGCUGGUCUGGGCAACAAUCGCACUCUUUUCCUCGUCAUGAAGAAGUACCCCGGCACGCUGCGACAGUACUUGGAAAUGUCGGAACCAAGCCGCAGGCAGGGCUCUCUGAUGGUGCUGCAGCUCCUUGAGGGAGUCGACCACCUGUGCAGGCAGGGUGUUGCUCACAGGGAUCUCAAAUCAGAUAAUGUGCUGUUGGAGUUCGACUCAGAUGGUUGCCCUCGUUUAGUGAUUACCGACUUCGGCUGCUGCCUGGCCCAGAGUGACUCUACUCUGCGGCUGCCCUUCAACAGCAUGUGGGUCAACAGAGGAGGGAAUGCCUCCCUAAUGGCCCCUGAGGUGGCCACUGCAGUUCCAGGAUGCGGUGUGGUGAUUGACUACAGCAAGGCGGAUGCCUGGGCAGUGGGUGCCAUCUCCUAUGAGAUAUUCGGCGAGCGUAACCCAUUCUAUCGAGGAGUGGGACUAGAGAGCAGGAGUUACCAAGAGAAGCAGCUUCCUCUUCUGCCCUCCAGUGCUCCAGCUGAUGUUCAGCUAGUGAUCCGAUUGCUCCUCAGGAGGAACCCAAGCAAGCGCCCCAGUGCCCGUGUGGCAGCUAACAUGCUACAUCUUAGCCUCUGGGGACGGAAGGCCCUGUCCAACCAGGACAGCGUUGGCAUGAAGAAACUGGCUGAUUGGCUGCUGUGCCAGUCUGCUGUGGUUCUUCUGAAGGGCUGUAGUGGACCCAGAGGAAACACGGUGGAGGCGGAGCUUCAGAGGAGCUUCCUGUCUAACCUGGACCUGGAAGACCUGCGCACUGCUGUGGGCUUCCUCUUAUACGGGCGAGAGCAGCGUCAGGCCUGCGUUCUGUCAGCAUAGAUUUACUCUCACUCAAUCAGACACAUAGCUUAAGAGUCAUUGACAUGGAUAGACUGGUAGCCUUGGGUUAAAACUUGCUUUGGUUUUCAGUUUUCCUUUAAACCUGCACUCUUACUGUAAGUGUGUUUCAGCAGUUAUUAUGAAUUAUCAAAUGGUGUAAUUCACCCCUAAACUAGUGUUAUCUAUUGCUACUGGAAUUCCUGAUCCGAAUUUCCCACAAUGUAUCCUCACAGUCUCUGCUACUAGUACCCCUUUAUGCAUCAGGUCUUGUGACUUUUGAGGACUUUUGAGGCUACUGUUGGAGGAAAAAGAUCUUUGUAGUAUAUUUGAUAAGAUUCUCUCAAAUGAAUUUUGUCAGCAACAAAACAACUAAAUUGGCCCAGAAAUGUACCAAUGGCUGCGGGUAUUUCUGUUAUGAGAGGAUAUUUUCUUUCACAAGCUCUGAUGCACUUUUGAGAUAUUUCAUUGGAAAGAUCCCACGCUACAAUCCUUGUGGUUGUCUGUAAAAUGUAGAAGUUUAGAACAGAUAAAGGUGAAGGCCAAAGCUGUUAAUUCACAUUAAGAUAAAAGUGCAUAUUGUACUUGUCACACCCUACUGGAUGAAGGGACAUUACAUUUUACAUAUUCUCAGGUAACAUACAACCGUUAGACAGCUAGUUUGUCCAUCAAACUGUCAGCUAAAACCUAGUGAGGUGUCUGAGUAAGGUUGUGAGCCAAACAGUCACUUUAUUCACCCAUUCUGCAUAAUUUACUGCAUGAAAAAAAUAAUCUCAACAUGUUACUACGUAUUUAUCACAGUGAUGGUGGUUGAUCAUGCAGAUUAUUGACCGACUGCAAGGAUGUGAUUUUGUUUUCUAGAGUUGCACUUUAUGUCUGUUUGCACUUGCUUAGGGCCAUUAUUAUGGCUUACUGGUGAUCGUUGCUGCCAACUGAUCUAUAAUACCUAAUAUAUUAUAUUAUAUGAAAUAUUUUAUUUGAAGAGUGAUUUGGCCCAUCAUAUUAUGAUCUCUUAGUAGAACUAGUCACACUAAGCCUACAAUUUUGGCAUCAUGACAGGCAUAUUUAAUAUAAUAUUAUAAUCAUGUGGACAGUAAAUGAUACAAGAAUUUGAGUGUGUAAGUUUUCAUACUAAAGAUGGUGAUAAAUAUUUUACAUAUUUGUAGAUUUUUCUGCUGUUUCAGAAUAAAAGUGUCCAUCUAAAAAGGUUUGUGCAAAUCAUUCUUCUUAUAUUUUCCUUCCUCUUAUCUCAUUUUUCAAGUUAAAAUUUGACAUACACAGUGUUCUUUGCUGCAGAUAAAACUUAUGAAAGAGAACUUACCUGCAACCAAAAGUAAAUCCUUGAGUAUUAACAAAAACCUUUAGUAAAAAUAAGGUUCAAUAAAUAACACACAAACAACUUUAUUUAGGACAGAGCCAACUUGGCAUUUUAAUGACUUCUACUCAUAAAAUAUCCAAGCUGGUAAUGAAUACAAGGACAAACAUUUCUGUUUGGAAUGUGCUUAAGAACAAAUGUAGCCAUUUGUUUGCUGUUUAACAUGUGCUUUUCAGUUGUGCUUUUAUGUACCUUUUAAUAUUCCUCUCCCU
Molecule: messenger RNA, 3431 nt
Organism: Centropristis striata (black sea bass)
Lineage: Eukaryota; Metazoa; Chordata; Actinopteri; Perciformes; Serranidae
Gene: pink1
Product: PTEN induced kinase 1
Exons: 8
Coding region: 120-1847 (575 amino acids)
Biological process (GO): protein phosphorylation; regulation of apoptotic process; positive regulation of mitochondrial fission
Cellular component (GO): mitochondrion
Molecular function (GO): protein serine/threonine kinase activity; ATP binding
Source: RefSeq, a predicted model, not a curated record